This is a messenger RNA of Vigna radiata var. radiata (mung bean), 354 nucleotides long. RefSeq lists its product as uncharacterized. The record is from RefSeq and is a predicted model, not a curated record. The coding region runs from base 1 to 354 and encodes 117 amino acids. The transcript has a single exon. Lineage: Eukaryota; Viridiplantae; Streptophyta; Magnoliopsida; Fabales; Fabaceae.
AUGUCAGCCUAUGCAAAGUUCAUGAAGGAACUCCUCACCAAAAAGAGAAAAUACAUUGAGGAGGAGACUAUUGAAGUGCAAGGCAAUUGUAGUGCCAUCAUUCAGAAACUUCUUCCCCCAAAAUUCAAAGACCCGGGUAGUUUCACCAUCCCUUGCACCAUAGGGAAGCUUGCUAUUGGGAAGGCCUUGAUUGACUUGGGUGCUAGCAUCAAUUUGAUGCCCCUUUCCUUAUUCAAGAAGAUUGGAGAGCUAGAACUCAAGCCGACUAGGAUGACUCUACAAUUGGCAGAUAGAUAUAUCAAAUACCCACAUGAGCGACUUGGUACACUUGCCAAAGUCUCAACAGAGGACUAA